Molecule: messenger RNA, 510 nt
Organism: Temnothorax curvispinosus
Lineage: Eukaryota; Metazoa; Arthropoda; Insecta; Hymenoptera; Formicidae
Exons: 4
Coding region: 58-504 (148 amino acids)
Source: RefSeq, a predicted model, not a curated record
GUCUGAAUUGGUCUUUAGAUCGUCAAUUAUCACGGAGUGUCUCAAGAAAAAGGAAAAAUGAAGAGAAUGGGACCGUUUCUAGAGCCUACAGAUUUGCCCAGGGUGGGGCACCAUAAAGUGAGACGCCUAAAUAUAGUUUUGCCCAGUGGCUCAAAAACCAUUGGUAAGCAGACCGAAAACGUUGAUAAUAGUCUUAAAAAUAAAGUUGCCAAAUUGGAGAAGCAAGUAAUUAAUCUGACAAAAAAACACGUGGAAGGAUCUAAGAAACCUGACCAUGUUGUAUACGGUCAGAAGCCCCUUCACCGCAUUCCAAAAGCAACAUCAUCAGCUAUAUUUGGAAAGUCUGGUUGUAGCUGUAAAUCUGUGUGGAGUUGCUCCUCACAGAUUUGUGGUUGCGUGAAGAACAGCAACAAAUGUGGUCUGUCAUGUAAAUGUGACAAUGAAAUGUGUAAAAAUCAGAAACCAGAAUAUGAUCAAGAGAAGAAUAAAUUGUGUUGCAAUUAGGCUGGG